This is a messenger RNA of Zasmidium cellare ATCC 36951, 2235 nucleotides long. RefSeq lists its product as uncharacterized. The record is from RefSeq and is a predicted model, not a curated record. Gene Ontology annotation, molecular function: ATP binding; ATP hydrolysis activity. NCBI's taxonomy places the organism in Eukaryota, Fungi, Ascomycota, Dothideomycetes, Mycosphaerellales, Mycosphaerellaceae. The transcript is spliced from 12 exons. Bases 1 to 2235 code for a protein of 744 amino acids.
AUGGACCGUCCCAUGUCUGAUCUCUGGGACUCUCCUACGGCGGAAGAGGAGCAGCGCGUACAUGACCAUGAAGGCCUGAACGGAUCGGGGUACUCAAGGAAACGGUUUGCUGCCGCCGAGGACCAGCCACCGAAAAGUGUCAAGAGCCCCCGGACCGAAGUCACUUACCAACCUCUCGAGGAGCAUGUGGGCCGACAUGAAGACGUUUCAAGACCGCACAGCUCGUCCAAGAAGUACAGUGAAGCUCCAACACCUGACUCAGAAGUCUUGAUCGACGUGGCAGACGAAUCGACAUACGAGCAAUAUCAGUCCGUCAUGUCUGGCGUAGCCACGGCACCCUCACAGCUCGAAGACUCACGGUCAACGGUGCCAGAUCCCUACGACUUUUCUGCGCUUCUCCGAGACAACGCAAGGCUACAGGCUGAAAAUUCUGAGCUUCGAGAACGAGCCAGUGCGACGGAUGGGCCUCUGCCAUAUCCCGUCCUUUACCGCAUCAAAUGUGUUGAAGACGAUACUGUGUACACCUUCCGAGACUCCCCGAUCAUCAUUGAAGACGGAACGUAUAACCAUCAGCACGUCCAAUCGCUUCGACGAGUGCCCAAUGAGAUCGCCUGGGAAGAAUCGCAAAUCGAUGUACCAUUCGUGGUAUACAAGUCGUAUGCGUGCGGCAAGCAUGUGGCAAGGCUUAAGGGACCCGUUCCCAAAGCCAGCCACGAGGAGGUCCAUGUUCUGGAUGAGAAGUUGCAGCAUACUCUUCAAAGCCUGUUCAAGUCGAACACAGGGCUUGAAAUCUACCACAAUUCCGGCGUCUUUGCUAACAACCGACUUGCGGAGCCCCAUGUCUGGAUGGAUCACUUUGAAAACGACAUCGGUGCUUUCUUGAGAAGCUGUGCUCAAGAUCGAGCUCUACCCUUAAGGCAACUCUUGAAUUAUCUCGAGAGUCAAUCGCUCGAUAUGCGCCGCAAGGCAGCAGAUCAUUUCGCCCAGGGACUUGUGACCUCCGACCUCAUGCCAUACCUCUUCAAGCCAAACGAUCUCCUGUUGGGCAUUCGAGCACCGAGAGAGAUGCGUUUUGGGAACUUCAAGGGACUACGCUGGUAUUUGACGGGGAAUUUCACAGCAAAGAACUGGACUUCAGGCCGAAAGUUCCUAGAAGGCCCAAAUCCCCUGCGAGGAUCGACGGUCUUGCGGCGGUUCCAUUGGUGUCGUUCGCAGCAGUACGUCACCUGUGCAACAAGCCAUGGCGAGACAGAAAGAGAAUUGGCUGAGGUUCGAUACAUGGUCGAUGUCAAGGCAUACUACAUGUUACACGGCGAUGAGAAAGUCGAAGACGAAGAGGUCGAGGCGAGUCGUGCCGAAGAUGAAGACUUUAUCCUCAGACUUCCGCCGAUGAUACAGGGUUUUCGAAUGUCUGACAAAUGCUGGGUGAACCUUCGAGUCGACGACAUCAAACCGGUCGUCUGGAACAAGCAGGCUUUCAAAGAUCUGGUCAUUGCAGAUGACGAUGACGGCGAUACGAAGCAGUUGAUCAGGGCGUUAGUCCAGAACAAGAUCCAGUCAGAUGAAGGAAUAGAUUUCGUUGAUGGGAAAGGUAAUGGGUUGGUUCUGUUGCUCCACGGGGCGCCUGAGAAGCCGCUUUAUCGAGUAACAUGUGGCGACGUAGGGACUAGCCCUGUGCAAGUCGAAGAGUAUCUCGAAUCAGUAUUUACUCUCGGUCGACGAUGGGGCUGUGUCGUCCUUCUUGACGAGGCAGACGUCUUCCUCGAAGAACGCUCACUCGACAACCUUGAGCGGAAUGCAUUGGUCUCGGUAUUCCUCCGUGCUGUUGAGUAUUACGAUGGCAUCCUCAUCCUGACAAGCAACCGCGUCGGCCAGUUCGACGAAGCUUUCAAGUCCCGUGUCCAACUCGCUCUGCCAUACCGACCAUUGACCGUCGCCCAACGAAUCGCAAUCUGGACCAACUUCAUCCACAAACUCCAAUCUGUAAAGGAAGCCAUGCACUUCGACGACAUAUUCCUACAAAUCGAGAUGCUGGCGAAAACUGAAAUGAAUGGGAGACAAAUUCGGAAUGCGAUCAACACUGCAAGACAGCUGGCACGAUUUCAGGGCAACCCUCUAAGUCUGAAGGACUUGAAGAGGGCGAUUAAUGUUAGUCAGAAGUUUGAUCGUUACAUUGAUGAGAUUCGUGAUGGGCAGACGGAGGAGGAGAUUGCAAGGCAGAAAGGGGACAGAUGA